UUCGGCUUGGCUUAUGGUUUGGUUAUAUAAUCAUGGGCCGUGCUUUCAAAUCGGCCAAGAAGUUAUUGCCCCUCAGUCGAUGGCAGUCACGACACUGCUGACCAACUAAAUCGGAUUGGGUUGCCUCACCCAAGCCUCACAGCCAGCCCAUCCAACCACCAACCCAUAAAGACCCAUGAAAGUGAAGAAAGGCAAGUGCAAGUCUUUGAUUGAAGAGCCCGCUCAAUUUCCCUAUAAAUAUUAAUAGCUUUGGACAAUGGAGAGACAUUGAACGUCGAGCCAACAGGUCGAGCACAUCGAUCGCGAGGCUAAUCCUCUUCAGAAACCAAAGACACUCCCUCUCCAAGCAAGAUGUGGCAACUGACCUGGGCCUGUGCCUUCGCUUUCCUCCUGGUGGGCAGUGGGGCUAAGCCCUCGCACCACUUCAACCACCACUUUGACCACUUUGGUGGACAUCAUCAUCUGAACCACCUGGAAUCCCUGCACGCUCUGCCGCACCACUUGGAUUAUGCGGUGCAGGAAGCGGUCCUUCCACCCCCAGCUCCUUUGCUGCCCGGUGUGGCCCCGGCUCCUGCUUUUGCUCCAGCACCACCACCGGUUUAUGGGCCUCCACCACUAGCAGCACUCCCUGCACCUGAACCGGCUCCUGUUUUUGCUGCAGCUCUUGGCCCUGCCUUUGCUCCAGCUCCUACGCCAGUUUUUGCUCCAGCUACUACUCCAGUUUUUGCUCCAGCUCCUGCUCCGGUCUAUGCUCCAGCUCCUACACCUGUCUUUGCUCCGGCACCUCCUGCUCUGGCCCCUGCCUUUGCUCCUCUUCCUGCUCCAGUUCCAGCACCACUUCUGCCCAGUCCUGCGCUCCUCCCAGCUCCUGCACCACUUCUCCCGGCUCCAGCACCACUUCUUCCAGCACCAGCCCCACUUUUGCCGGAGCUGCACCUGCCCACGGUAACCCACCAGGUGCUGCCACCAGUUCUGGAGGCCGUGCCCUUUGCACCCACCUACCGAGCCAUCCCAGGACCCAAAACCACCACCACCAAGGUCUCCGUCGGAUACCUUUUCCCGAAGGUGCUGGCCAAGCCCCACCUCCACCUGAAGGCGCUGCCCCUGAAGUUGAAAGCCCAUCACCACCCGCUGUUAGGAAUAUUCUAAGAUGGUCCAAGAACCUUACCAAAGAGUCAUCAAAGUCAUGUAGAAAAUGUAAAAUAAUCAAUAAUCAAAUAGAAACUAUUUAUCGAAUAAUUAUAGUAAAACGAAACAAAG
Molecule: messenger RNA, 1260 nt
Organism: Drosophila ananassae
Lineage: Eukaryota; Metazoa; Arthropoda; Insecta; Diptera; Drosophilidae
Product: extensin
Exons: 2
Coding region: 352-1149 (265 amino acids)
Source: RefSeq, a predicted model, not a curated record